This is a messenger RNA of Suillus discolor, 369 nucleotides long. RefSeq lists its product as uncharacterized. NCBI's taxonomy places the organism in Eukaryota, Fungi, Basidiomycota, Agaricomycetes, Boletales, Suillaceae. Gene Ontology annotation, molecular function: protein kinase activity. Gene Ontology annotation, biological process: protein phosphorylation. The transcript has a single exon. The annotation marks the transcript as partial. The record is from RefSeq and is a predicted model, not a curated record.
UGUCUGAUUGUUGUCAGCCAAACCAAGUUACUUAUAAGUUUUGACCUGACUAAGGAAGUUCAUCAACAAUGUGCUUCUGGUGGCUUCACUCCAGCACUCUACAGCUUCGAACACCUACCAGGCGGCUGGUACAUGGUUGUGAUGGAGUUUAUCACAGACAACUACUGUUGUCUUGGGGAACUUUCCUAUCCUUGCCCUCAUCACAACGUGCUCACUGCAAAACUUCAAUCUCUUCAUCAAGAACAUUAUGUUCAUGGAGACAUUCGGCAUACAAAUGUUAUGGUAAAAAAGGAUCGCAGCCCUGGAUUCAAACUCGUGGAUUUCGACUGGUCCGGGAUAAUAGGCGAAAUACGAUACCCAAUGAACAUA